UUAGUGCUGACACCUGUGCCAGAGAGUGGCUACAGUACCAGGGCAACUGCUAUGGAUAUUUUGAGGCCAAGAAGACAUGGGAAGAAGCUGAGAUUGAGUGCCAGAGUUACCACCGUGGGACCCAUUUGGCAUCCAUUCUCACUCUUGCAGAGACUCUCGUGGUGGCUAAUCACAUAAAAUCCUACCAGACUAAAUCCAGCAAUGUGUGGAUUGGAUUGCAUGACAUUAGACAUAAUGGAAAAUGGAGAUGGUCUGAUGAAUCCACCUACAACUACAAGGCAUGGAUGCUGGGAAAACCCAACUUGGGAACAAAGGAAUAUUGUGUUGACUUGUUCUUCUUCCUCGUAGAUUUCACAAAAUGGAAUAACACGGCAUGUCACAAACUGAAUGCCUACAUCUGCAAGCAUGGAUUGUAG
Protobothrops mucrosquamatus (brown spotted pit viper) is the source of this 416-nucleotide messenger RNA. RefSeq names its product regenerating islet-derived protein 4-like. The transcript is spliced from 4 exons. NCBI's taxonomy places the organism in Eukaryota, Metazoa, Chordata, Lepidosauria, Squamata, Viperidae. Gene Ontology annotation, molecular function: signaling receptor activity. The annotation marks the transcript as partial. The record is from RefSeq and is a predicted model, not a curated record.